Molecule: messenger RNA, 7068 nt
Organism: Globicephala melas (long-finned pilot whale)
Lineage: Eukaryota; Metazoa; Chordata; Mammalia; Artiodactyla; Delphinidae
Gene: STX17
Product: syntaxin 17
Biological process (GO): vesicle fusion; vesicle-mediated transport; intracellular protein transport
Cellular component (GO): autophagosome membrane; SNARE complex; endomembrane system
Molecular function (GO): SNARE binding; SNAP receptor activity
Source: RefSeq, a predicted model, not a curated record
GCGGGAGGUAAGGGGAUCGCGAUAGGCCCCCACGGGGGCGUAAGGUCCUGGCCGGCGUCGUGGGCCGGGUGCCCGUCCCGCGCGCGGGAGGGGCGCCCCGCAGGAAGCAGGGCAUCAGGUUGUUUUUCUACAUGAGUGGAGAAGGUAGAUGUUGCAAGUAGAAGAGAUACAACAUUUUUUUAGGAUGUCUGAAGAUGAAGAAAAAGUGAAAUUACGCCGUCUUGAACCAGCUAUUCAGAAAUUUACUAAGAUAGUAAUCCCAACAGACCUGGAGAGGUUAAGAAAGCACCAGAUAAAUAUUGAGAAGUAUCAGAGGUGCAGAAUCUGGGACAAGUUGCAUGAAGAGCAUAUCAAUGCAGGACGUACAGUUCAGCAACUCCGCUCCAAUAUCCGAGAAAUGGAGAAGCUUUGUUUGAAAGUCCAAAAGGAUGACCUUGGACUUCUGAAGAGAAUGAUAGAUCCUGUUAAAGAAGAAGCAUCAGCAGCAACAGCAGAAUUUCUUCAACUCCAUCUGGAAUCUGUAGAAGAGCUUAAGAAACAAUUUAAUGAUGAAGAAACUUUAUUACAGCCUUCUUUGACCAGAUCCAUGACUGUUGGUGGAACAUUUCACACUGCUGAAGACGAAGCUGAUCCUCAGAGUAUGACUCAGAUAUAUGUGUUGCCUGAAAUUCCUCGAGAUCAAAAUGCUGCAGAAUCAUGGGAAACCUUAGAAGCGGACUUAAUUGAACUUAGCCAACUGGUCACUGAUUUCUCUCUCCUAGUGAAUUCUCAGCAGGAGAAGAUUGACAGCGUUGAAGACCAUGUCAACAGUGCUGCUGUGAAUGUUGAAGAGGGAACCAAAAACUUGGGGAAGGCUGCAAAAUACAAGCUGGCAGCUCUGCCUGUGGCAGGUGCACUCAUCGGAGGAGUGGUGGGGGGUCCGAUUGGCCUCCUUGCAGGCUUCAAAGUGGCAGGAAUUGCAGCUGCACUUGGUGGUGGGGUGUUGGGCUUCACAGGUGGAAAAUUGUUACAAAGAAAGAAACAGAAAAUGAUGGAGAAGCUCACUUCCAGCUGUCCAAAUCUUCCCAGCCAAACUGACAAAAAAUGCAGUUAAAAACCAAACUUCAGUAUUACUGGCGCCAACAUGUCUAUCCUUUGCUGCUGUUGGACACUCAGUCAGCUUUUGGAACAUGAUUAUAUUCAAAAUAGUGGCUACAGAUGCUCAAGUGGGAUUGAACUGUGAUAAGUGGAUAUAUUUUGUUGUUUACUGGGGUGUUAAUGGGGAUGUUAGAGAUUGAGGAGCCUGGACUGAGGGUGUACAGUGUUUGUCAGGUAAAGUUUAAGGACUGCCAGGGAGCAGAUUUUUUGCCUGGAAAUGUGAAAACCCAACCAUAACUUUGAUAAGGAUUUGUGAUAUGUGAACAUGUUGGGUUAUGGAAGGAUAGUUUUCAGAAUAGUUUCUUCCAUAACCCUGACUUGGAGACUCCAAGGCUAAGCAUAUUGUAAAUAUGCUUCUUUAUCUCCUAAAUAUAGUUUUUUUAGGCAUUUUAGCAGAGAAAAGAAUAGAAGUUCAGCAGCUUUUCAUAUCAAAUAGGGAAAUCAGGACCUAGCAAGGUGCAUGAGUAAACUGCAUAACGGAGUCCAUUUGGUGAGCCCUAUUGCAAUUUGGUCUAACAAUAUUUUCAAGUGAAGGAAACAAAUAGUGUAAGAAAAUGGAAAGAGAGGCCCAAGUUCUCUUUCAGAUAUCUUAAUUUAUGACCCUGGCUUCUGCUCUGAACUCUUUUUUCUGCCUCUCUGUAAAUAAAGAACACAGAGUCUCAAGUGGUAGACUUACAAAGCCAGUCACUAAGCUUGCUCUGUCAGCCUGUCUCUUAACACGUCAAAUAUCUAGUCCCCUCUGCCUUCCCUCCCUUGUAAUUUUGAAAAGUUCUUUGACUUAUGGGGUGAAUUCUACCCAUGUGUAAUGCAGACUUCUCUCAUAAUCUGUUUUUUUUUUUAACAUCUUUAUUAGAGUAUAAUUGCUUUACAAUGAUGUGUCAGUUUCUGCUUUAUAACAAAUGUUUGGUUUUUUUUGUUGUUGUUUUUGUUUUGUUUUUUUUUUUUUUUGGUAUUGGCUGCCAUCUUUGUUCAUCCUCUACUGUAACCUCUAGGUAAAAAAGAAAGUGAGAGAAAGAGGAGGUGUCGAUUUCCAAAUACUUCCAGCGCUGUUAGACUUUGAGCUAAAAAAAUAAGCAAGGGGGGAACACCAGAUCAUUUCCUGGGGCAUCUUACAAUUUCAGGGGGCUCAUGUACUUGCCGUGCAGGGAGUGUUUGACCCUAAGUCUCUUAAGCUGGCACUUGGAGGAGCUAAGAACUAGCUUUCUACCUCACUUCUAUUGCUACCAUCCUUUUCCCCAGGCUUUGCUAUCUCCUGUGAUUCCUUCAUUUUGCACAGCUGCUGUUUCUUCCCAAGAAUGGCAUUCAUGCUUGCCUUUUCUCACAUUCAAGGUUGAUGAUGGACAAAGCCUGAUGCCAAAACUCAGUCCUGGUGGAGGAUUUGUGGUGCUAAUCUCAACACUUGACAUUGACAGCAAGCAUGGCUCAGCCCAACCCACUGUCUAUCUCAAAUAGCAGAAAAGUUUUAAAUUUAGAAAAAAAGAACUUAAGAUUAUAUAGGCAGCCUCAUCCUGUACCCUCAACUGAUUUGAAAUAGGAAGGAACCACCUUUUGCCUUAUUCUUUAUUUUCUGAGGACAGAGGAAAGGGCACCUACACCACAGAAGAUGUGAACUCUCUGCUCAGGAGCCAAAUGGAUUCAUCGAGUAGUUGAAUGGUUUAUCACUUCUCUCUUGCUGAGUUUACUCUUAAUAACUUUUAUUGAUUGCUACCUUUUACUUCUGUAUCUAAUCUAAAGAGACCUUUCUCUUUCAUACUUUUUGCUUCUCACCAGUGAAUUCCAAUGAGGCAACCCACCAUUUCUCAUUGUUCUUAAAUAACUGGAAAACAUCAAGUAUUGCUACCUGCUGACUCAUAUCUUUAAUAUAAUACCAAGAAGGCAAGUACUUUGAGUAAGUGUCAGAUUCUGAUCCAGCAUUUGAUAUGUGAUCUUUAUCCCAACCUGUAACGUUGGGAUAAAUACUUUUGGACUCCUUCUUUCUAUAUUUUCUGAUCCUUGCUGUCCCUUUAACACAGGGCAUUCAAACCAGAAUGAGGAUCGGAAUUGCCCAGGGUGCUAAUUUAAAACAAGAUUCCUAAACUUCAGUCCCAUGGGUUCUAAUAAUAGCCAAUCUGGCCUGGUCAGCUAAAAUUAUAAAUUUAAGAUACAGUUAUAUCAAGAUUCAGCUGUAUUGUUGAAUUCUGUAAUUUCUAAUAUUCUACCCUUCAGCCAACCUAAAAUUCUUAUUCUGCCAACCUAAAAUUGACUAGCUCACUGUCUUAACAGCAGUAGGGACUCAUUAUACUGUCAGGCUGGUUUUACCUCAAGACGUGAAGGAGAAAAGAGGCCUGUUACUGACCCUCACAGUUUGUUUUGGGAGCUCUCCUUUUUACUGAGCCAGUGUGGGACAUCACUGUGGUAUAUGCUCAUAUAGGCCUUUGAUUUUUACUACUCAUCAGGAUUUGAAUAUUACUCUAACAGUCUUCAUGCUUAGGCAAGUUACAAUCCUUUUAAAAAGUUUUAUAAUUUAAAAUUAUUUAGAAAUUGUAUCUAAUUUCCCCAUAAUAGAACCUAAUAGCCAACUUUUUGUAGAAAUUCUAGAUGUGCUUAAACAACUAUAAAUGAUAUACCUAUAAACUAUAAAGUGUUUAGAAGUAUAAAUUAGUCAAUAUAACACAGAAACCAAUCUUAAAAUAGAAUUUAAUGCCCUACAGUAUCAGAUUAAAUUUAUCUUCUCUAUGAUUCAUGUCUUAUUUUUAUUGCAACAAGUCAGAAGGUAAGGAACACUUCAAGUUCUUAAAAUUUACAGGGUCUCAUUUGGAUAAAGGCAGCAUUCCUAAAGCCUUUUUAAUAUAAUAAUCUGAGAAUUUCUCUGUAGAGCAGAGACUUUGAAACUUUUUGGUUGUAAUCCACAGUAAAAACUGCAUUUAUAUCAAAACUCAGCAUGUGCAUUAUGGAACAAUACUUGCCAUUAUGUAUAGUGUACUCUGAUGUUUUUUAUUGUUUCAGUUUUUUAAAUAUUCUAGUUGUAACCUACUAAAUUGAUUUCAUAAUCUACCAAAGGGUUUUUUGACCCUUAGUUUGGAAAAAAAAAAACAAACACCCUUAUAGAGGAACUGAUAUUUAUGGAGUAUUUUCUGUUUGCCAGGCACUUCACUAGGCAUUUUACAGGUAAGGAAACUGGGUCUCAGAGGAGGUAAAUAAUUUGCAGAGGGUUAUUCAACUACAAAUGGGUGAAGCCAGGAUGUAAACUAAGUCUGUUGAACUACAAAAACUUUUGUUACUCUCAUACUGUGUUGCUUCUGUGUAUUAAAAUUGAGAUGGGCUAUUCACUCUGCUUCACCCAGACACCCAUAUAUUCUGUAAGGCAGGCUUGCUUUGAAAUUACACAUGCCAUUCAUUUGCACUUUUCUUAAAAUCUUCUGUUUCCUCACCAAAUGGCCAGCAGCCUCGAAGUUUUUAAUGGUGGCCAACGCAGAAGUACGCAGUGCUGAAUUUGGUCCUUAGACUAUAAAAUUAAUAGUGUUUCCAUCCCACCCACACAUCCUACAGAUUUCCUUAUAUUUGUGAGUCAUAGCCAUCACUUAAGCAGUGCUUUUUAUAUUGAAUUUUAAAAUAAACUUUAAUAUUUUUUAAAACAAUCAUAACUCAUAGAAUCAAAUGAUUAUCCCUUAAAAUGGUACCCUUGGGAGGCCAUGCACUUACUGUAGUGAUGCUAGUAUUACUUAGAAUAUUUUUGAAACUCUUCUUUUGGAAUUGCCUCUAAAGACAUUUUACAAAUCACAUAAAAAAGCCAUCUCAGUGUUUAUCAGUCACAGACUAUGCUCCCUUGUCCUUAUGACCUCUUCUCUCUUCCUUCCUCAGUUUUGCUUUUCUUCUGCUGAUUUAGCUCUCCUACCCACCUAAGCUGGAGCCAAUAACCUAAGAAGCCCCAGAAAAGGGGUGUGCUGGCCAGAGUUCCCGGAGCAAGAACUUUCAGGUUAUACUGAAGCCGUGUGCUGUAUAGGGAGAGUUCUGCGAAUCCAAAAGCCUUCCUCUGUGGGCUGCCUGCCUGCCCGUAAGUGCCCCAAAGUAGUUUGCGCAGGAGUAAGGACUGAAUACUGUCGUUGUCUAUCAAUCACAAGACACUGUACAUGAAAUGUACACCAUUUUUCUCCAGUGAAGGUCACAGAAGCCAAACCAAGCCAUUCUUUGUGUUAACUUAGAAAAGUCAUUUUCAGGGUCCCCCUUGCCCUUCGUUGCUGCCACAUGACAUCUUUGGGAGGAAGGAUGAAGAAAAGCAUGGGGAAAUGGUUCUCCUGUGAAAUGGGACAUUUUCUUCUCAUAAUAAAGUAUAACAUGGCGGUGCCUAUCAGGUACUUAUGAGUGCUAGAGACUCUUUUUAAGUAGUCAGAGGCCUAAUAAAAAGUAGGGAGGCUUCCCCCUAGCCUAAAUUAAUGUGAACAGUUCAGGUUCUGUUUGUGUUUUGAGUAACAUUUCAUGUUGUUUCUAACAAGAUGUUCUCAACUAUUUAUAUUCAUUAAUUUGACACCAUUUCACAGAGACACUUCUUGGGUAUUGUAAACAAUCAGUGGUAGAAGAUCCACAUAGGGUCCAUAUUCCUGCCCUCAGAGGAAUUAUUUAUUGUGGGAGACAAGAAAAACGUCUGUGCAAUAUUAACAACAGAAAUAAAUUCAUAUAGAAAUGUAAAAGGUGUCAAAGGCAAAUGAUUUGCCCAAGAUUAAAGCUAGUUAGCACAAAAGCUAGAAUUAUAGCCAUGGUCUAAGAAAAAAAAAAUCCACAAAGUAAUUUAACUGAGUUUGUUACACCAUAUCAGGUUGCCCGCUGAAGCCUGUGGUCUUUCACACCAGCUUUAACAUUCCAAAUCAGUCAACAGCUAUAGUGGAAAGAGAAUUGGAUGGGGAAUCAGGAGAUCAGAGCUUUACUUGUGGCUUUGUCACUUUUACUCAAGCGUGGCUCCUUUCUCCCAUUCUAGCCAGGGAGUCUCCAUUCUUUAUAUCUAGCCUCUUACUGGGUCUUGUUAAUUGUUUGAAUAUUAGUUGCGUUCAUUUCUUAAAUAUAUUCAUAACCAUCACUCUAGUAAAAGACUUUAUUACCUCACAUCCCCUACCUCAUCUUCCCCAACUUUAGGCCAUUCCCCACAUCAUUGCCACAAGAACUGUCUUUCAUUUUUCUGCUGAAAUAUUUUCAGCAGAUCCUGUUGAAUACCUGAUAAAGUUCAGCCUUCCAUAUACUGGCCCCAGCUUUGUCUCUUCAUAUUCACUACUCAACCAUCUGACAAUGCCACUGAAAAUCAGACAUUCCGUAAGAAUGAUUUUAAGCUUUUUCUAUGGUGAAGGUACAAACUGGUAAUAAACUAUGUUUAUGUUUUUUUCCAGACUAAAGCAAUUUCUGUAAUACUACAUUUUACAAAACUAGUCAACUGAGUUUUGUUUAAGCUCUUGAACAAGUCUAGAAGUUGUUUCCUAAGGAGAAGAAAUCUUUUGUCCCCUCAGAGGAAAUUACAUUCAAUUUCUUAACCUCCAAAACAAUGUCAGUCUUGUCACCUGUACAUUGGAUAGCCAAAGCAUGAAGAUUUUAAUUUAGCAGCAUAGAUACUCCAGACUUGAAUGGACCAUUGCCCAGCUCCUGUGAGAAACUUGACUAAUAAAUAUUUGAGGAAAUUACUCGAGUACAUACAUACAUGUUAUCCAUACAUUUCUCAAGUACUUGAGAUUGUCUUUUAUUAAGGUUAAUCACUAAAAAAGAUGUUUACCAAGAUUUCUUUAAUUAACCCCUAAAGAUGUUUUCCAUUUUAUUGUUAAAACCCUUGGUGUUAGCAAGGUUCAGCACAAAAAAAGGCCCAAUGGUGAGAAUUUCUACAAAUUAUGUAAAGCUUACUGAAUUCGCUUUUUAUGUUGCUGAGUGGUGCUUAUAUGAGGAAACAUGCAAUAAAUUCAUUCAACAAACGUUUAA